AAAACUCACACCACACCCAAAUCUUAAUACACCACACACACAAAAAAAGAACCAUGUCUAGCUUCACUCAUGCCACCACACUACUCCAUGCUCACAUCAAAACCAAACACAAAAUCACUUCAAACAACAACAUUAACAACAACCACAACAAAAACAACCUUUCAUCUUCUAAACAAAAUGCAACCAAUAGAAGAAAUUUAAUUUCAACAUUUCUAGCUACAUCAAUGGUUGUUGGCACAGCACCAUCAGCAUCAGCACAGAAUUGGGGCACUCGUUCUUUCCUGAGAGAACAUUUUUUUCAGCCAGGGCUUUCCCCUGAAGAUGCGGUUUUAAGGAUAAAACAAACAGCUGAAGGGUUACAUAAUCUUAGGGAAAUGUUGGAAACUUUGUCUUGGAGGUAUGUUAUGUUUUAUAUAAGAUUGAAACAGAACUAUCUUGAACAGGAUUUGAAAAAUGCUAUGACUACUUUGCCGGAAAAUCGUCGCAAGGAGUAUGUCAAAACUGCUAACGAAUUGGUUGAUCACUUGACUGAGAUGGAUCGUUAUGUUCGAUCGCCAAAGGUAUAUGAGUCGUAUUUAUACUACGAGAAGACAUUGAAAUCAAUAGAUGAACUUGUAGCUAUAUUAGCAUAGUUCAAAGGUGAAGCUGCAGGGUAUUGGUAUUUUGAAUUAUAAUUGUAUAAACACAUAAUCUUGACAUUAUUUUUCUUCUGAAUUUUGGAUUUUUGAUUGAACAUAUAUAGAAGGUUUACCUGGAUGUAAAACUUUUAAGUA
Molecule: messenger RNA, 773 nt
Organism: Lathyrus oleraceus (garden pea)
Lineage: Eukaryota; Viridiplantae; Streptophyta; Magnoliopsida; Fabales; Fabaceae
Product: photosynthetic NDH subunit of lumenal location 2, chloroplastic
Exons: 2
Coding region: 54-632 (192 amino acids)
Biological process (GO): photosynthetic electron transport chain; photosynthesis
Cellular component (GO): extrinsic component of membrane; photosystem II oxygen evolving complex; photosystem II
Molecular function (GO): calcium ion binding
Source: RefSeq, a predicted model, not a curated record